UGUUGCCGAGUCAUGUGACGACGAUUGCUAUUAGCGAUCAGCUGAUCAAAGAAAGAAGCAGGAACAUGAGGGCGAGCGUGGGUCUUUUGAUGGCUAUAGGUUUCUAUUUGUAUUCACCAAGCUCGUCGAGAACAUUUCAGAUUGACUAUGACAAAGACUGUUUCCUGAAGGAUGGAAAACAUUUCCGUUAUAUUUCGGGAAGCCUGCAUUAUUCUCGCGUACCUCGAUUCUACUGGAAGGACCGCCUGAUGAAAAUGUACAUGGCAGGAUUGAAUGCAGUUCAAACGUAUGUGCCAUGGAAUUAUCAUGAAAUUGCACCAGGAAAAUAUGACUUCACUGGAGACCGAGAUUUAGAAGCCUUUUUAAAGUUGGCCAAUGAUGUUGGCUUGUUGGUCAUCUUACGAGCUGGUCCCUAUAUUUGUGCAGAAUGGGACAUGGGUGGUUUCCCUGCCUGGCUACUGCAGAAAGACUCAAUUGUUCUCCGAUCUUCAGAUCCAGUUUACCUCGAGUAUGUUGACAAAUGGAUGAGUGUGCUCUUGCCCAAGGUGAAACAAUUUCUGUAUCAGCAUAAUGGACCAAUCAUUACUGUACAGGUGGAGAAUGAAUAUGGCAGCUACUUUGCAUGCGACUAUGAUUACUUACGACAUCUGUUAAAGCUCUUUCGGAAGUAUCUGGGAAAUGAGAUCAUUUUGUUUACAACGGAUGGCGCAAGCAUAGGGGAUCUCAAGUGUGGCUCUUUGCAAGGAAUGUAUGCAGCCGUAGAUUUUGGGCCAGGUGGAAACGUGACUGAACAUUUCAGUGCUCAAAGAUCUUUUGAACCCCGAGGGCCACUGGUAAACUCUGAAUUUUAUACAGGAUGGUUGGAUCACUGGGGUCAGAGACAUUCUGUGGUUGGGAAGGAGAUUGUUGCUCAAUCAUUGGAUGAUAUUCUUGCCAUUGGUGCUAAUGUUAACAUGUACAUGUUUGAAGGUGGAACUAAUUUUGGCUAUUGGAAUGGAGCAAACUCUCCAUAUAACCCACAGCCUACAAGCUAUGAUUAUGAUGCUCCUUUAUCAGAAGCAGGAGACCCAACAGAAAAAUACUUCGCCAUUAGGGAAGUUAUUGGCAAGUACAAGAAGUUACCAGCUGGCCCUGUUUUACCAGCAACCCCAAAAUUUGCAUAUGGGUUAAUCGAAGUUAAAAAGUUACGGAGUGUUGUAGAAUUGCUGAGCUUGCUGUCAUCUGCCUCUGUCAACUCAGAAUAUCCACUUACGUUUGUUGAAAUGAAGCAGGUGAAUCUUUACUACUUUUUUCCUCAGUAUUUUGGAUACAUGCUAUAUCGAACUACUCUCCCAAUAAAUUGCACUCGGCCUACUGCACUGUCAUCACCUUUGAAUGGGGUUCAUGACCGGGCCUAUGUCAUGGUGGAUGGGGUAUUUCAAGGUAUUCUGGAAAGAAAUAAGGUCAACCUGAUAAACAUCACUGGUCAAGCUGGAUCACAGCUUGAUAUGUUAGUUGAAAACAUGGGUAGAAUAAAUUUUGGAAAAUACAUCAAUGAUUUUAAGGGGCUGGUGACAAAUCUUACUCUGGCUUCAACAAUCCUGACUAACUGGACUGUCUACUCGUUAAAUAUUGAUGAAGCCAUAUCGAAGGGCCUCUUGAAUAAGCAGCAGAAUCUUCCAGGGCUAACUUCUACAGCCAAUAUCAAUGUGCCGUCCUUUUACUUGGGUUCCUUUGUGAUUCCAAGUGGCAUUCCUGACCUACCUCAAGAUACUUUCCUUAAAUUUCCAGGAUGGACGAAGGGUCAAGUGUGGAUCAACGGCUUCAACUUGGGUCGCUACUGGCCAGCUAGAGGGCCCCAGGUCACUCUGUAUGUUCCUGCUUAUGUUCUGAGCACAUCUGCAGUUAAUAACAUCACGGUGUUGGAGCUGGAGAUGGCACCUUGCAAAGAAGAGCUCGGAAUGUUUUGUGCUGUGGAAUUUGUGGACACACCUGUCCUGAAUGGCACCACAGCUUAUACCAACACAGACAGUGACCUUUUCAGGAAACAUUACAAGCAUACUUGAAUUGCAUAUUUAAUGUGGUUCUUCUAAAGUGAAGGGUCAGUCAGUGAGGAGCACAGUAAACAUGAUGAUUUUUCACAGCAGCUGCUUUUAGCUUUGCAAGUGCAAGUUGGUAGUAAAUAACUAACCUUGCUAGCACAAAGCCAGCUGUGGAUUUGAAUUUAAGGGAAGGUCAAGAAAUGAAUGUAUCCUAAAGGCAAAAUCUUUCCCUCUUUGUUUGAAACUGGUGACAGUAUCAGUGAGAUCGUGCAAUCUUUUGCUGGAGGAAAAGCUAAUCUUGGGGAAACAAAAUUCUUGAGAAAGGAAAUUUUAUUUCUGGUGAUCACAGUCACUCAUAUGAUACUGGUUCAAUUAAUAUUUAUCGAUAUUUGAUUUAAUGCAGUCUUGGGAGAAAUUCAGUUUUAUUGAUGAUUGAUUGUAAAUUUAAAAAACCCUGACUAUGAUCAAACUUGUAUGUUUUAUGCAUAAAUGCUGAUUUAUAUGAAUCUUCCCUUUUUACUUGUAUGGUUUUUUUUAAUAUCAAACUGAAUAAAAAAUUGU
Molecule: messenger RNA, 2582 nt
Organism: Mobula hypostoma (lesser devil ray)
Lineage: Eukaryota; Metazoa; Chordata; Chondrichthyes; Myliobatiformes; Myliobatidae
Gene: glb1
Product: galactosidase, beta 1
Exons: 16
Coding region: 66-2045 (659 amino acids)
Biological process (GO): carbohydrate metabolic process
Cellular component (GO): vacuole
Molecular function (GO): beta-galactosidase activity
Source: RefSeq, a predicted model, not a curated record